Rotaria sordida is the source of this 264-nucleotide messenger RNA. NCBI's taxonomy places the organism in Eukaryota, Metazoa, Rotifera, Eurotatoria, Philodinida, Philodinidae. The record is from the annotation of a GenBank genome assembly.
AUGACUGUUGUUCGUAUUAUACGUUCUGAUAAAGUUGUAUCAAUGGUUAUUGAAUUUGUUGAACCACCAACAAAUCUUCAAAUCAAUAGUCGUUAUAUGGCUGGUGAAUUAACUAAUGAUUGGGAUCGUCAAUGUUUAUGUGUUAUUCUUAAAGACUUUUACAAUCUACAAGUAGCUGAAAUUGUUAAACAUAAAUUAUCAUCAAGCAGUUUUUAUUAUGUAUUGGCAAAAUGUACUGAUGAAGAAUAUAUUGAAUUUAUUUAA